Gossypium raimondii (Peruvian cotton) is the source of this 1843-nucleotide messenger RNA. Its product is annotated as plant intracellular Ras-group-related LRR protein 5-like. Bases 110 to 1618 code for a protein of 502 amino acids. NCBI's taxonomy places the organism in Eukaryota, Viridiplantae, Streptophyta, Magnoliopsida, Malvales, Malvaceae. The record is from RefSeq and is a predicted model, not a curated record. Gene Ontology annotation, molecular function: protein binding. The transcript is spliced from 3 exons.
UGGUUAAAAAACAAAUUGCUUUGUCCCUUGUUGAAACUUCAAAAUCUUUUGUAAACAAACCAUUUCCUUGUCACCCCCAAGAACCCCAAGAAAAAAACCCACCAUAGCCAUGGCUGUGAAGUCAAAACAAAACCCAUCACCAGCUUUCAUAGAAACAAUACAAGAAAUCAUGAGACUUUACAAAUCACUUCCACCAAGACCUUCCAUUGAAGAAGUUGAAGCAGCCAAGACUGUUCUACAAACUGCAGAAAAUGAAGAAAAAACCAAGCUUGAAGCUAUCUCUAAAGACCAAUACCACCACCAACCCCUUGAAGGUGUCCCUGAUGAACUCUUGUCUAUUCUACAACAAGUGAGGAAAACCAUGGUGUUGUUUCAAAGCCAUGAACAAAAGAAAGAAGCCCUUUACUUGGUUGAAGUUGAUGAUAUGUUUGAGACCUUUGAUGGGUUGAUUGAAAGGGCUUCUUUAUUGGUUUCUGGGGAUAACUUGGAAGAGAAAGUGUGGGGAUUUGAUGGAGAAACUGUGAUUAGUGAUGAUCGUUUCGUUACAAGUUCUUGCAACUCAGGUGAAGAUGGUAGUGGAAAACUAGACCUAAUGAAGAUAGCAACCCUUAUUGAAAGCACUGCAAAAAUGGGAGCAAUAGUUCUUGAUCUUAAGGCCAAGUUGAUGGACCAAAUAGAAUGGUUACCUGUUUCAAUUGGGAAAUUAAACAGUGUGACCGAACUAGAUUUAUCCGAAAAUCGAAUAAUGGCGUUGCCGCCUUCUAUCAAUGGGCUUCAAGCAUUGACAAAGCUCGAUCUUCACUCAAACCAACUCAUAAACCUUCCUGAUGGAAUUGGGGAACUUGUCAACCUACUAGAGCUUGAUCUCCAUGCAAAUCGAUUAAGCUCAUUACCUGCUUCGUUCGGGAACUUGAAGAACCUCAUGAAUCUCGAUUUGAGUUCAAACAACUUCACUCAUUUGCCAGAUACAAUUGGUAACUUGACUUCUUUGAAGAGACUAAUUGUUGAAACAAAUGAACUUGAAGAACUUCCAUACACAAUUGGAAAUUGCUCGUCAUUAUCGGUGUUGAGGUUGGAUUUUAAUAGGAUAAAGGCGUUGCCCGAGGCGAUUGGAAAGCUCGAAUGUUUGGAGAUACUUACGGCACACUAUAAUAGGAUCAAAGGGUUGCCAACAACAAUGGGAAACCUUUCAAAUUUAAAAGAGCUUGAUGUUGGCUUCAAUGAGAUUGAAUCCAUCCCUGAGACCCUUUGUUUUGCAAUAAGUCUAAGAAAAUUGAAAGUUGGGAAGAACUUUGCGGACCUUAGAGCCUUACCGAGAUCGAUUGGAAACCUCGAGAUGCUCGAGGAGUUAGAUAUAAGUGACAAUCAAAUAAGAGUUUUACCCGAUUCUUUUCGAUUCUUAUCCAAAUUGAGAGUUCUUCAUGCCGAUGAGACUCCAUUGGAAGUUCCAUCAAGAGAAGUAAUCAAAUUAGGUGCUAAGGCUGUUGUUCAAUUCAUGGUUGACCUUGUUGCUAAUAGAGAUACCAAAUCUCCAUCACCAAAGAAAAAGAAGAGUUUUUAUUUCGGGUUCCGGUCAAUUUUUCGACGAUCUCGGACUGCGAGUACCGAGAACAUGUAGCAAGUGAAUUCCUACUAUAAAACAUUUUAUCAAUUUAUAUAUAUGUAUAUGUAUAUCUGCUCUACAUAGCUCAAGGUGUUCGAUUUCUUUUCUAAGAUUUGCUUACAACAUGAGAUAUAUUACUUGUAUAUUAUUUGUGAGAUGAUUUCAAAGCUUUGUGUAGACUUUGUAAUGUAUUUUUGUUCUAAUUCAACUCAAAGUUAGACAGUAUUAUUUUUUUUCCAA